AUGCCUCAUGUAAUGACUUCUCUAAUUCUCCCGCAAAUCUCUCGUGACUCUCUCGACGACGGUCUCGUUCCCCGACUCUUCUCGUCGGCCUUUCUCGUCGGCCUUUCUCGGCUGUCUUGUAGCGCCGCGAUCCGUAACGGUCGCCUGCGGGUGCUCACGCACAUGACGACGAUGUGCCGACCGAUCGUGGCCUCUCCUGUCUCUCUCCCGUCUGGCCUCUUCCUAUCUAUCUAUCUAUCUAUCUAUCUAUCUAUCUAUCUAUCUAUCUAUCUAUCUAUCUGCCCCACAUACACGUUUUAUUACAUUCUUUCUUUCUUUCUUUCUAUCUUUCUAUCUAUCUAUCUAUCUAUCUAUCUAUCUAUCUGUCAUUUCCUUGAUCAGUUGGCGGAAAUCUGGAGAUCGAAACUUUCUUCAACAUCACCUGAAUCUGAUAGUUUCAGAUGCAGUUUUGAAAAUAGUUUGUUUCUGAAUAUAUCCAUCACUUAUUUUUCAUAUCUAUCUAUCUAUCUAUCUAUCUAUCUAUCUAUCUAUCUAUCUAUCUAUCUAUCUAUCUAUCUAAUAUUUUAUUUACAUUCGUCUAUCCGAUUUAAUGGUUACUUAAGUCGAAAUACGAUGAUAGAUUGA
Molecule: messenger RNA, 624 nt
Organism: Acanthosepion pharaonis
Lineage: Eukaryota; Metazoa; Mollusca; Cephalopoda; Sepiida; Sepiidae
Source: the annotation of a GenBank genome assembly